GCACUUCCCGUCCUUCCGCGGCGUUCUGGUUUCCUCCGCUGUGGUCUCCUUUGGGAAGAAAAUGUCUUCUGUAAAAAGAAAUCUAAAGCAUGAAAUAAUUUCCCAGUUUCACUGUUCAGCUGCAGAAGGAGAUAUUGGCAAGUUGACGGGAAUUCUCAGUCACUCUCCAUCUCUUCUUAAUGAGACUUCUGAAAAUGGCUGGACUGCUCUGAUGUAUGCCGCGAGGAAUGGGCACUCCGAGGCCGUCCAGCUGCUGCUUGAGAAAGGGUGUGACAGAUCACUUGUCAAUAAAUCAAGGCAGACUGCACUGGAUAUUGCUAUAUUUUGGGGUUAUAAGAAUAUAGCUAAUUUACUGACUAACACUAAAGGUGGGAGUAAGCCUUGGUUCCUCAGCAGUGAAGUAGAAGAAUAUGAAAAUUAUUUUAGUAAAACACUACUGGACCGGAAAAGUGAAAAGAGAAAUCAUUCUGACUGGCUACUAGCUAAAGAAAGCCAUCCAGACACGGUUUAUAUCCUUUUCUCAGACUUAAAUCCCCUGGUUACUCUAGGUGGCAAUAAAGAAAGUUUUCAACAGCCAGAAGUCAGGCUUUGUCUGCUGAACUACACAGACGUAAAAGAUUACUUGGCUCAGCCCGAGAAGAUCACCUUGAUUUUCCUUGGAGUAGAACUUGAAAUGAAAGAAAAGGCACUUGGUGCUGAAGGCGUCCCAGGGGAAGAGGACGGGCUGGUUGCCUGGUUUGCCCUAGGUAUAGAUCCCAUUGCUGCUGAAGAAUUUAAACAACGACACGAAAAUUGUUAUUUUCUUCAUCCUCCAAUGCCAGCCCUUCUGCAGUUAAAAGAAAAAGAAGCUGGAGUUGUAGCUCAAGCGAGAUCUGUUCUUGCCUGGCACAGUCGAUACAAGUUUUGUCCAACCUGUGGAAGUGCAACUAAGAUUGAGGAGGGUGGUUAUAAAAGAGUGUGUCUAAAGGAAACCUGUCCCAGUCUCCACGGCGUUCAUAACACAUCGUACCCAAGAGUCGAUCCAGUAGUAAUCAUGCAAGUUAUCCAUCCAGAUGGAACCAAGUGUCUUUUAGGAAGACAGAAAAGAUUUCCCCCAGGCAUGUUUACCUGCCUUGCUGGAUUUAUUGAACCUGGGGAGACAAUCGAAGAUGCUGUGCGGAGAGAAGUCGAGGAGGAAAGUGGAGUCAGGGUUGGCCACGUGCAGUACGUCUCCUGCCAGCCCUGGCCCAUGCCCUCCUCCUUAAUGAUUGGCUGCUUAGCCAUGGCAGUGUCUACAGAAAUUAAAGUUGACAAGAACGAAAUAGAGGACGCCCGCUGGUUCACCAGAGAACAGGUCGUGGAUGUUCUGACCAAAGGGAAGCAGCAGGCAUUCUUUGUGCCACCAAGCCGAGCUAUCGCACACCAGUUAAUCAAACACUGGAUUAGGAUCAACCCCAAUCUCUAAGUCAAAGAAUCUGGGCUUUGUUUGAGUGUUAUUUGGUCUCUGGUGCCACUUUCUGAUCGCUCCUCAAGUGGCAUCAGGAGUAUCCAGUGCUCUUCAGAGUGUUGCACAUAAAAUACCGUGUCAGACUUUCAAGAUAUUUUCAAAGUGAACUUUCCAUCUUAAUCACAAAAUGUUGAUGAAUUAAUGAAUGUUGAUGAAAAACACAGAAUGUUUUUAUAAAUUAUAAUAUUGCCUUAGAUUCAAAUCUGUGUCAAGCUUCUCUGAACAGAUUUGGUUUACACUUCAAAAUUUUAUUUCUAAAAACCACUUUUCUGAUAAGAAACAUUAUUUUGUGAAGGAUUAUGUUCUAGAAACAUGAAUCAACUUAAAUUCCAGUGCCUCCUGUAAGUGUUAAACUGAUUGUUAAUGUUCCUUAUUUGAGAAGUGUAACAAAUUAAUUUUGAUGAAUUUUGAGCUGGUAUUGAUUUUUUGUCCUUUCCUUACCGUCAAGGCCCUUUGAGUUCUCAAUCUCAGAAUGUUGCUUCUCUCCCAGUUCAGUUCCACUUACUUUUCCUCCUGGUUCUCUGGUUCUAGAAGUGCUGGGGUAACAGUGUUGCUGCCAGUCUAAUUUGAUCAGUGUUUUCUGUUUUAACCAUUAACUCUACAAGUGAUCUCCAUGCCCCACCCUCGUGGAGGGGUAGCGUAAGUGAGAGCACGCUUCGAAUCUAGGACCUCCUUUUUAAACCUCAAACUAAGGAAUAUGUCUACUUACGUGUAUUAUACUUAUACCCAAAGCUUUUGUUAAGACAAAUCAAGAUUUCUGUUUUUUCACUGAAAUUAAAUAUAUUUGAAAAUAAUUAUUCUCAAUGAUCAGAUGUGAUCCCAUGUAGAUUUACAUAUUUGAUUAAAAACACUGGCUUUAUUUUACUUUGUGAUGAGAGGUGUAUCUUCGUCAACAAAAGACUGUAUCUCCAUCACCAACAAUAUUUAGUAGACUGUACUUCCUGGAUCUGGCCUUAUAUCUACAUAUUCUAAGAAGCCCUCAUAAAACAAGUAUGGUUUUUUGUGCAGUUUUUGGCUGGGGCUGGGUUUGAACUCACCACCUCCGGCAUAUGGGGCCAGCACCCUACUCCUUUGAGCCACAGGUGCCGCCCAAAACAAGUACAUUUUAUAACUGAAUCAGUAAGAUUAUAGAAAAAGUAAAUUUUAGUUGUUCACAAUUUUCCAAUAUAGAAACUCAUAUUUUACGAGACUGUUUUGAAAUUGCUUUAAAGUAUAGUUUAUAAAAAAAAUGCAAAACAUGAUAUAAUUUGACUCUCUGAUAUUCUGUGCUAAAACUGGAAGAGACUUUAAAGAUAACCUAGGGAAUUAACUGUCUUUAUUUUAUACAUAAGAAAGAGGAAUCCUGAGAGUUAUUGGUGAAAGUUAUACAACUCACGAAUUACAACAGUCUGUACUGGCCAGGACUCUCCUUGUCGAGGAUAUAGACGCUGUUAUUAAAUUUAUAGAGAGUAAGUUAGAGGAAAGGAUGAUAGAAUGAAUUUAACUUGCCAAAUAUUGUUAAUUAAAUUUUAGAGACUUAAAAUGUAUUUAACUUAAAUAAGAUAACUUUCUCAGAUAAAACUUAAUUUUAUUAAUGAACAGUGAUUUUCUUUGUCAUUAAUGAAGGCUUUUUGAUAUCAGGACUUUAAGACUUACCCAGGACACUGAGAUACAUAAUAAAAUUUGAAUUACGUGAGUCUGUGGAACAUGUGCCCUGGUUGUCGUGUGGUAUCACAGCCUGAGGGGCCAUUGUACCUCACAGGUGCUUAUAGUACUCGCAGAUUAUAAGAGUACAAAGGAAAAUUCCACAUUUUCCUAAUAUUAAGAUAGGAAAAGUAAAAUAUGAAGUGUCCACAUAUACAAAUUUGACUUCAGAUAUUUAAUCCCUUACUUGGAGAAAAUCAGCAUCUAAGUAAAUUGUUGUUUUAAUAAUUAUUCUUCAGUUUCCAGCCUCCCCGAGGUGAACGACUGUGUCAUGGAAGGAACAGCCUGUCAGCACACGGGCGGGCUGUGUGGGGAUGUGUUCCACUGGGAAUCAGAGUAGCAACAUGUUAAAAUUCUUACCUGCUUUGUUUGGUGGGUUGUGUGUUUUUUAAUGUUUUAAUAAAUUUCUUCUGAAAAAUGGAAAAA
Molecule: messenger RNA, 3595 nt
Organism: Otolemur garnettii (small-eared galago)
Lineage: Eukaryota; Metazoa; Chordata; Mammalia; Primates; Galagidae
Gene: NUDT12
Product: nudix hydrolase 12
Exons: 7
Coding region: 62-1444 (460 amino acids)
Biological process (GO): NAD+ catabolic process; NADP+ catabolic process
Cellular component (GO): cytosol
Molecular function (GO): metal ion binding; NADH pyrophosphatase activity; protein binding
Source: RefSeq, a predicted model, not a curated record